Mycena citricolor is the source of this 4726-nucleotide messenger RNA. The record is from the annotation of a GenBank genome assembly. Lineage: Eukaryota; Fungi; Basidiomycota; Agaricomycetes; Agaricales; Mycenaceae.
CAUCCAUUCAUAUUUUACUCUCACCACCCGCCGUCAUCUGCUCUCCCCUUCCUUUCUCGACCGCGCUCGCGCUCGCGCCGUCGCCCAUCCCUCAUACAAGUCCAAGUCGUCGGGUCUAGAUCUGAUCCGGCCAGCGGCCGCACACGUGUCUAUUCCCAGGGGCUAAAUUUAUCCACCCCAUACCAACUCUCCUCCGUCACCUACGCGCCGUAACCCGAGCACGAUGGCGUCGUCGAGCAGAACAUCAUUGUCCUCCCAGUCUAUUUCGCGCAAUAAACAAUCUACUUUACCCUCACGCGCAUCGUCCCUGCUGACCUCGGAUUCCCCUGCUGGUGCUGGUGCGGCAUCGGAACCUUUAUACCAAGUGAAGCUGCUCAAUGCACUGAGGAGCGGCGAUCCUGCCCUUAUUCACCCGUUCCUCGCUGAAAUCGGUAAAGAGAAGCGGAAGAGCUCGGACCAGCGAGCAAGCAAUGUCUCAAGUGGUGCGAGUGUGGCCAGCGGCGGAAAGGCCCUCCCGAGCGAGUUGGAUAUGGGCGCUGCCUCUCUUCACCUUGCGAUCCGCUGCGCCUCUCUGGAUACCAUUUCACUGCUCCUUUCGCACCGGGCUAUCUCGCCCAACGGGAUUCAUCCUCCAGGCUCUGGCACGACCCCUCUGCAUCUAGCUGCUUCGCUCGGACGAGCAGAUGUAGUCAAUCUGCUGCUUGAGCAGGAGGGCAUCAAUGAUACGUUGCUUGAUAACGAAGGCCGCGAUGCUAAGGAUUCGGGGAAGACCCGGGAGGUAGUCAAGGUAUUCAAUGGUGCGUUUGUUCAAUCUGGUCCCCGAACCCCCAUCCAACCUGUGAAUCGCAGAUUCGCGAGCUUUUCUGAACGCAUCCUAUCGCUCCCUUCUCCGUUCUUACAUACUAUCGCCUUUCGGGUCUCAUCACCAACACUCCUCGUCCACGGGGAGUCUAUCGGCUGCCAGUAUGUCUGCAAUUCUGUAUUUUGGCGGGGAUCUGAACCACAGGCACCAGCUCCCAAACUGCACACAAGCCCAAGUACAUCUGCAGGACCUCCACCUGCACUACUGUCUCUGCUUUCGUCUCCUCGUGUGGCACAUGUCGAUCUCAACUAUUUGGACGAUGGUAGCGGGAAGUCUCUGCUUCACGAAGCCGCACGGAGGAGAGAUCUCAGAUUGCUAGAGCUUGCUGUGCGCGCAGGUGCCGAUGUCUUCGUUCGAGAUAUGCGCGGGAAGCUACCGGGAGAAGGCUUGCCGUCGACAACAACAGGCUAUUCCGGUGGUGGGAAAGGAAAGGGGGAUGGAGACGUCAAGGCGUUUCUGAGGCAACUGACGAACCAAGACCCGGCUCUCCUACAGCGAAGCCCCAAUCUCAGUGGAGCUGCUGCUCCAUCGGCGCCUCCAUCCCUCCGUGGCCAUCUGAACAAGUACACCAAUGUCGCCCGGGGAUGGAACACAAGGUGGUUCGUAUUGGAUGCCGGUGUCCUUAGCUAUUAUCGCCAACAACAGGAUGAGCUUUACUCUAGUCGAGGUGCCAUCUCUGUGACGAACUGUGUUCUAAAACCGCCUUCCGGUACAGAUCGGUUGAGGUACCUGAAGGCAAACCAUCCGAUCGAGGCUCAGCGCUGGAUCUCCGCCAUCCAGGCUAGCGUGGCAUGGAGCAAGUCCCACGACGGGGAGGAAGGUGCGGACGAUGUGCUCGGCACCAAAGCUAGCAUCACCAGCGGGGCAAGCGCGCAUCAUCCGCAUGGUCGGACGAGAGUCGUCAGUGCCAUGAGACGACACACUGGUUCCACAGCAGCGCCCAGCCUUGACGCUGGCCCAACGCUUAGUCAGCGAGAGAGCGGGGAAGGCUAUUCCGAUGCGGAGCUCGGGGAAGAUCCUUCACCACUGGAGGAGGAGGAUGAAGACGAGGAAUUUGAGGAUUCGUCCGCAAGCGCCUCAAUACGCACGCAUCGGCUCGCUGUCCCACACGAAGCAACAUUCGAACUUCUUGGAAACAGUGUCGUCACGCAAUUGGAGCUUUCCUUGGGCCUGUUGCCCGAAGGACCAACCCACGAUGCAGUCCGGGACUCACUGGCGACAGUGACCGAAUAUGUCGGGGUUGCUCGUGAGCGAGAUACUUGGUGGCGCAAACACUAUGCCAAGGCCAAGGCGAAGCAGAAUGCCUGGGAGCAGAGCCUGGACAGUGCCGUCCGGGAGAGUGAAAUCCUGGAGAGGGAGCUGAGAGCGAGAAGCCGGAAGCGAGGCAGUCGGUUCUUCGAUUCCGGCGAGACUGCAAAUGGGACGCUGACGCUCAAGGGGCGGAGGAGAAUGAGCAUGCUCGUGGCUACCCCACCGGUACAAGAGCUUGCCGCCGAAUCGGAACCUCCUGCGGCGAUUGUGGUAUCGCCCCCCAUUGGGGAGGCUCCGCUCCAGUCUCCCCCGCUCAUGUCACCUUCCGCGACUUUGUCACCCCCUGUUUCAUCCGAUCCGAAUUACUUCAACGACAAUGAAUCUGCCAUCGACACUGACGACGAGGACGAGUUCUUUGACGCGAUCGAGUCUAACCAAAUCCCGAACCUGGUCAUCAACCAAGCCUUGACGUCACCAACACACUCUGAAUUGGCUUUGCCGGCACAGAUUAGCGUCCAGUCGUACGCUGGGUAUCAGCCCUUGCGGACUAAACUGCAUCUACUGCAAGAACGACCGAAUGCCAGUCUGUGGAGUGUACUGAAGCAUUCGAUCGGGAAGGAUCUUACCAAGAUCAGUUUCCCUGUGUUCUUCAACGAGCCAACGAGUAUGCUCCAGAGGAUGGCAGAAGAUAUGGAGUUUUCCGAAUGCUUGGAUGUUGCUGCAAAAGAGACCGAUGCGCACCGACGGAUUGCGUUUGUGGCUGCGUUUGCCAUGUCCAACUACUCGUCGACCAUUGGUCGUAUUGCCAAGCCGUUCAAUCCUAUGCUGAGCGAGACGUUCGAGUAUGUCCGGGUGGACAAGGAAUAUCGAUACCUUUCCGAGCAAGUGAGCCAUCACCCACCUAUUUCUGCCUGUAUCGCAGAAUCGCCGUAUUGGUCGUACUUUGGCGAGGUCGACGCUCAAAACAAAUUCAUGGGCAAGUCGUUUGAAAUUCGGCCCACCGGUAUCGCACACGCAGAGCUGCUGCUGCCUCCAGAGGUGGCGCCGUCGUACCCGAAAGCCGGACUGAGUGGACCGUUCCAGAACCGAGUCAAAGAGCACUUCAGCUGGAAGAAGGUCACCACGAAUGUGUCUGGAUUCAUUCUCGGAUCGCCGACGAUUGACCAUUACGGGGACAUGGUCAUCACCAAUCACCGGACGAAAGACACAUGCAUUCUGACCUUCAAACCACGGGGCUGGCGAGGCAAGGAUGCCUACGAGAUAUCGGGCACAGUCCAGGACAAGCAUGGGCGGGUGACCUAUGAGAUUUCGGGCCGCUGGAACUCACAGCUCAUCGCGCGCCAAGUCGGUGUUGGGGGCGGAGGUGCUUUGAACCCCGAUUUGGCUGUCUCGGGGCCGAACUCGCCGUCAGCGUCACCCGAAUACAUCUUGCUGUGGCGUAACUCGGAGAAACCGGAAGGCUCGCCGUUCAAUCUGACGCCAUUUGCGAUCACUCUUAACGACUGUCCGAAGGACACGUUGAAGCCGUUUGUGUGUCCGACGGAUUGCCGGCUGCGGCCUGACCAGCGGGCAUUCGAGAUGGGCCGGUUCGAGGAUGCGAAUGGGCUCAAGAACGAUCAGGAGGAGAAGCAGCGAGCGACAAGGAAGGCCAGAGAGAUUGGCAGACUACCCGAACAUCGGCCGCGGUGGUUUUCGGCGGAGACUGACGGCGAUACGGGCGAGAGAGUGUGGACGCCAGCUCGGGGAGAAGAUGGACAAUUGGAGUACUGGGCGGAACGGGAAAGGGUGUGGAAGCUGGGAGGCAACCAGCCAUGGAAAGCUGUGGACGAUAUAUUCAUAGAGGAACCGGAUUACAUUCGGAACGCAUAGUUUUGGAUUACUGCAUUUGAUAAUGGAUUUUAUCUUAUAUCGUUGUUAAAACAAGUAGUGUAAUCCGUCUACGUUUCAUCCGUUGCAUCUCGACGGAAUGCCUCGUUGGAGCGCUGCCAAGCGCCAGAGAACGAGGAUAUCCAUGCAACCCGCCAAUUUAAGCCGCAGUCAUGUCGUCGGGCACUUGCCCCCUAAACACGAUCGUUACGUUCGAUGGAUACGCCUUCCGCGCAGUGGGUUAUUUAUGCCGCUGUAGCUCUUCCUCUCUUCAAUGCGUUGAAUUCCGCUCCUGUCAUUCGUGGUAGGCCAGAACAUGCUCCAGUGGUUUCCUCAGCUGAUUCGGGAACAAUACCAGUCUAGAUACCAUAUCUUCAACUUCCCACUUCUUCGGCGCCCAAGAUGAUACAUGGCGGAAGCAUCGAGCUGGUCGUGCUUUUGUGUCUGACAGCGUUCUUCCUUUUUUGUGCGGCGCUCGCCUAUUUGCUCCGGAUACGCGCACGCGCACGGAGAGUCGAGCCCUUGGCUAGCGGCGGAGAUGCGGAGUCGGGACGACAACGUCAGUCCAAGGGGUCUGGGGACAAGAGGGAGAGUCUCGCCGGUCGAGUGGACCCCUUCUCGUCCACCGACCACUUUUCGUGGUUCAGGUCCGAAGACAAGAUUUCGACGACGACGACGAUCCCGCCAUCGCCCUCCCCCACACCAUCGGACUUGAGCAGCAACAGCGGCAGCGCCGCAUGCACUGUG